Molecule: messenger RNA, 1199 nt
Organism: Solanum verrucosum
Lineage: Eukaryota; Viridiplantae; Streptophyta; Magnoliopsida; Solanales; Solanaceae
Product: ribosomal RNA small subunit methyltransferase, mitochondrial
Exons: 2
Coding region: 3-1169 (388 amino acids)
Biological process (GO): rRNA methylation
Cellular component (GO): mitochondrial matrix
Molecular function (GO): rRNA (adenine-N6,N6-)-dimethyltransferase activity
Source: RefSeq, a predicted model, not a curated record
AAAUGCUUGAUCGUAUCAAAAUUUUGUCGAGCAAACUAAUCAUUAGCCAACAUUUUCUCCGGCGAAGUUUUCGUACGAAGUCGACUCGCCGUUUCAACAAUGUCAAAGAUGAAGAUGAAGAAUAUAACAAAGUCCGAAGAAAAACUGAAAAUGAAGAAGCACAAAUUUAUUUGCUUAAGAGUAGAGGUCAACAUCUUCUCAUGAAUCCUCGAGUCCUUAAUUCCAUUGUCCAAAAAUCCAACAUACUUCCAACUGAUACCGUUCUAGAAAUUGGACCAGGCACCGGGAAUCUCACCCUGAAGCUUCUAGAAGUCGCCCAAAAAGUCAUAGCCAUUGAAAUUGACAAACGUAUGGUAGAGAUUCUUCACAAGCGCGUCUCUGAACGAGGACUUCAAGACCGUUUAACUGUUAUAUGCCAAGAUGCUUUAAAGACUGAGUUUCCACAGUUUGAUCUUAUGGUUGCCAACAUCCCUUAUGGAAUUUCCUCGCCUCUGGUUGCUAAAUUAGUUUACGGAAAGAACUCAUACAGGAGUGGGACACUAUUGUUGCAGAAAGAAUUUGCUAGGAGGCUAUUGGCAAAUCCAGGGGAUUCAGAGUUUAAUAGAUUAGCUGUGAACGUGAAGCUGGUGGCUGACGUAGAGUUUGUCAUGAAUGUGAGCAAGAAGGACUUUUUGCCAUGUCCAAAGGUUGAUUCUUCUGUUGUGAUGAUAUAUCCUAAAACUGAAAUUCCAGAGGUUGACUAUGAAGAAUGGUGUGCGUUUACGAGAACUUGCUUCACCAAGAAAAAUAAAACAUUGGGUGCAAUCUUUAAGCAGAAAAGAAUGUUGAUGGAGUUAAUGAAGCUGCAAGAAACCAAAGGAGAUGAAGAGAAUAAUACAUUGUACAGUGAUUAUCAUGUUAAUGAUACCGAAGAUGAAGACGGGCUGAGCAAUGAAGACAAUGUUAAUUUCUCUCCCGUUAUGAGGAAGGACCUAAAUUUGUUUAGAGAGAUAAUCAAUGACAUUUUAAGAUCCGGUGGAUUUGAAGAUAAGAGGCCUUCAAAGCUCUCCCACAAGGAGCUACUGGACUUGCUUUCUUUAUUCAAUCGAGCUAGGAUACGUUUUCAUGGUCAAGUAAAUCUCAAGGAUGAAAGUGAUGCCGAACUUGCUUCUGCAUUUGGUCCAUUAUAGAGCCUUAAUGCACCUAUGCUUGUGUAAAUA